This is a messenger RNA of Tarenaya hassleriana, 1200 nucleotides long. Its product is annotated as transcription factor IBH1-like. Bases 232 to 723 code for a protein of 163 amino acids. NCBI's taxonomy places the organism in Eukaryota, Viridiplantae, Streptophyta, Magnoliopsida, Brassicales, Cleomaceae. The record is from RefSeq and is a predicted model, not a curated record. The transcript has a single exon. Gene Ontology annotation, biological process: regulation of DNA-templated transcription.
GAAAGAGGAGAGAGAGAGAGAAGAGAGAGAGAGAGAGUCAAUGUUUUGAGUUACCUUUAGGUACUUGCAAGCAAGAGGACCCUCUCUUUGUGUCAGACCCAAAUCUCCAAACCUUUGUUUUGUCCUCUCUCUCUCUCUCUCUCUCUCUCUCUCUCUCUCCUGCGUUAUACAUAUUAACCCCAUAAAAGCCCUAAUACCCAUCUCCCUUUCUCCCCUACUGAGAACUAAACCAUGGCGUCUCCUAUCGAAAACCGAAACACAGUCCCCGGAAAAGACGUAUUUACUCUCCACUUCCUCCACUCCCUCUCCAACCUCAGAACACAAAGACCCUUUUGUCUUAACAACAGGAGCGAGCGCGCGAGCGAGAUCAAGACGGCCGCCUACGCCGCCAUGGCUACAGCCUCCGGAGGGAAGAAUCGGCCGUGGAGCAGAGCCCUCUUAUGGCGGCUCCGUGGCCGAGCCAAAUAUCAUAACAAGAUAUUCGUCAAGGGACUUACCGCCGUGAAGCGGAGAAGGGUUUGCGGCGGCGGAGGAAGACGCCGGCGCCGAUGGCCGAGACAGAGACGGACGCCGGAGGAAGCGACGAAUAAAUUGCGGAGGCUGGUUCCUGGCGGCGAAGGGAUGGAAACGUUGAGUCUGAUGGAGGAGACGGCUCAUUACAUCAAGUGUCUCGCCAUGCAAGUUAAGGUCAUGCAGUGUCUCGUUAACGGCAUGUCUGCAUGAUGGUGAUGAUGUCAUCAUCAUCAUUCAUCACAGUUGACGCAUAUUCAUAUACGUAUAUACAUAUAUCCCCCCAUCUCACGGCGCAUAGAUUCGUAUGCACGUUAUCACGGAAAAUAUUAUGGAGGGGAUGAUAAAAGGACAUAUACAUGGAUACAUGUGUGUGUGUAUAUAUAUAUAUAUAUAUAUGUAAGAUAGGAUGAAAUUAAAAUACGAAACGUGUGGAUAGUCGUACAGCCUUUGGUUGUUUUUUUUUUAAUAAUUUGUAAUGCCAUAGUAUUAUACAUAUAUAUAUAUAUGGGUAUAUUGUUGUGUUGUGUAAAAGGUUAAAACAGUUAGGGUUGGAAGCUUGGCUGAGGAGAGGAUAUCCUCCAAAAUUUCCAUCAUCUUCUGUAUUUGAAACUAUAUCGAAAUUCGUUUUAGAAUUCAGAAUUUUGUAUAUUCAUGCAGAAGGUUUCAUGAUGUUUAUUUAACAUGACA